Messenger RNA from Daldinia caldariorum, 1692 nucleotides. RefSeq names its product soluble quino protein glucose dehydrogenase. NCBI's taxonomy places the organism in Eukaryota, Fungi, Ascomycota, Sordariomycetes, Xylariales, Hypoxylaceae. The record is from RefSeq and is a predicted model, not a curated record. Bases 254 to 1558 code for a protein of 434 amino acids. The transcript is spliced from 5 exons.
AAGAUGUCGAUGAGAGACGUGCUUCUGCCGCCUACGUCUCCACCGGGGGGAUCUUUAAGGGUUAGAUGCCAUGGCUCUUGGCCUGCUAAAGACCGACAUGCUGCGGCGAUGUGUCGGGUAUCGAAAAGUCUGAUAGUCCAGCGGCUGUGAACUUUUUUUUGGCUCUUCUUGUUCUUGUUUUAAAUAGCAGCCUACGCUUCAACUAACGAAUGAGCACGCGGCUUUUCCUAUUAACGUAAAGAGGCCAUUAGUCAUGGCUGCCUUCGCGAUACUCUCAGCUCUGGGGCUGUUUCUGUCGAGCGCCCACGCGCAAAACUGCACUGCUCUUACUCCGUUCGCACCGCUCAAGGUAAGCGAUGGCUAUACCGCUCAGGUUGUUCUAAACGGGCUGAAAGGCCCGCGCGACAUCGUUUUGGAUACAGCCGGAAAUAUACUCGUGUCGGAACAAAGAGGAGCAGGCAUCAGGAGAGUCGUCUUGACCGAGAGCGACGACGGAAACGUCUGUGUGGCUUCAAGCGCCCAGCUAAUUCCUGAUUCGUCGUUAAACCACGGUCUCGCGAUAAGUCAAGAUGGAAAGACAAUCUUCGUCUCGAACAUGGCGAGCGUAUCCGCAUAUCCGUACGACGCAGAAGCCGGAACAGUCGGCGCCAAGAAGACGGUGAUAGAGGGCAUGAGAAGCGGAGGUCAUGUUACUAGAACGCUUUUUAUCCCAUCCAGCGCUCCAGAUAUCCUCUUAGUUUCGCGCGGCUCGGAUGGGAAUAUCGAUAAUUCGACCACCAACGUCGCAUCCGGCAAGAGUAUGAUCAAAGCGUUCAAGAUCUCCGAACUGCUUGCGUCGGAGACCACGACCGACUAUGCAACCGGGGGCGAGGUUCUGGGCUGGGGUUUGAGAAACUCGGUUGGCGUUGGCGAGGAUCCGUCAACGGGCGGUAUCUGGUCCGUCGAGAACUCGGCAGAUGAUAUCCAUCGAAGCGAUGUUGACCUUCACAACGACAACCCGGCGGAAGAACUGAACUAUCACGGCAUCGUCAAGGACGCCGAAAAUCCCCGAAAGGGUCUGAACUACGGAUACCCAGCUUGCUUCUCUGCUUGGGGACCUUCGGAUAUCCCUUCGAACUCCGGAAUUACCGUCGGCUCGCAGUUUGGUGGCAUAGACGGCACACCUUUCGAGCAAGUGACGGCGCGCACCUCCUUGCAAGAUGUCGAUGAAUUUUGCCGAACUGAACGGCAAGGACCGCGUCUAGUCUUCCCGGCCCAUACGGCUCCGCUGGACAUCAAGUUCAAGGAAGACGGCAGUGCCGCAUACGUUACAUUUCACGGAAGCUGGAACCGAAACCCACCGGACGGAUAUCGGGUAGGCAAGAUUGCAUUCGCCAACGGGCAACCUGUGGCAAGCGUAACGGAUACUGCGGCUGCGGAGUACGUCUUACAGAAUGAAGAUACGACUAAGUGCCCCGGGGCGUGUUUCCGUCCCGUGGGCCUCGCGUUCGAUAAGAAGGGUCGCCUGUUUCUGACGUCUGACCAGUCUGGAGAGAUUUUUGUUCUCACCGGAGCGUAGAUGCUUCAUGAAGGAAAGGAUAAGAACAAGGGUUAAAGCAGAGUGCAGGACAUAUUUUGGAUAAGGCAUCUAUCUUCUCGCGUAUACUUAUAAAGUAGACUAUAAAUAAAUGUCAUCGUCUUUGCUAGCAGAGC